Molecule: messenger RNA, 2885 nt
Organism: Sycon ciliatum
Lineage: Eukaryota; Metazoa; Porifera; Calcarea; Leucosolenida; Sycettidae
Exons: 11
Coding region: 298-2784 (828 amino acids)
Biological process (GO): nucleolar large rRNA transcription by RNA polymerase I; RNA polymerase I preinitiation complex assembly
Cellular component (GO): RNA polymerase I core factor complex; RNA polymerase transcription factor SL1 complex
Molecular function (GO): RNA polymerase I core promoter sequence-specific DNA binding
Source: RefSeq, a predicted model, not a curated record
ACGUUGUGGGGUUUCUUGCUUUCUUGCUCAACAUGGCCAGAUCGUUUGCGGACCGGAGUGGAACCGUGCCCACGUUAUUACACGUAUAUUAUGUGCAGUCCUUGCUCUGUUACCAACAUAUCAAGGACGGUUGAGGAGAGCGAGAGAUCAGAGAUCGCUUCCAUACUGCCGAGUUGCUUUUCCAAUUAAUUUCUCUCUACUUUGUGGAUCCUUACUACAAGUAACGAUAAGUUGAGGUGAUGUGAACUAAGAACCCUUCCAAAGUCUCGGAUCGUUACGACGUGAGUGGCUGUAAGAAUGAGUAGUGGUGCGUGCAGAGUUUGCGGCAGUACUUCUUUCGAAGAAGAUGAGGGUUUCUCAUUUUGUCAAGAAUGUGGAACUCAAGUCGAGCUGGUACAGAGGGAGGAGGCCACCGAUGAUAUGAUCAUGGGCGGUGGCCGCUGGGCAUCCGAAAGACGUUCUCGGGCCGGCCACAGUGACGCGUCCCAAAUGCUUACAUUAGGCGGCGCGUCGCAGGAGUUGGUUACGGCAACUCCGACGCGGACGUCGAAGCGUUUCAGUGCGCGCCGCACGGCACAGCUGGAGGACAUGCAGAUGCUGCGAGCAGGCCACCUGAUGAGAACCACUGGGUCAGAUGAUAGCUGGGAUCUUAACGCGCUGCUGCUGUAUGCGGACAGCCAUGUCGGUGACGAUGCCGUGGCGGACGCCGACAAUGAUUCAAGAAUCCCUACGGAGUCCGAUACGGACGACUCGGGCGAUGAAACUUGCACUGCGGGAAAAUCAUCCACUUCUUCCGCUAGUGCUGCUGCCACUACUGCUUCUACUAGUACUAGUAGCAAAGACGGAGAGACACCGCAGAAGGCAGCUGAACCGAAGAGAACAUGGACGUUGGUGGAAAGUUUGCAGGUGGUCCUCCAGGCUCAAGUGGAUGCUUUGGUUUGCGCCGGCUUUCCUACUGAGCUAGAGGACGUUGUUGGGCAGCUGUGGUUCUUAUACCUUCGCUAUGCUGGCCUCGCCUUCACCGACAAUCCAGCAGAGGAGGAAGCAGCCCACGCUGCCUUCCAGCAGGAGGGCGUCAAACGUAGAAAGCGGUUCAAGAAGGCCGUUCGUACACCGAAAGCUAAGAGGCUAAAGCGGUCUGAACCAUCACACACAGACCCUACACCUGCAAGCCCUACAGCUGCAAGCCCAGCUCAAUUGCAGCCACCUGCUGAGGUCAGUGGUGAAGUUCAAGCUGCAAGCGUUCCCAACGAAUCUAGUUCUGAUCCUGUAACCAGCAGCCAAUCAACUCUGGCGCCACCUACCAAGAGUGGACUGCGCAAUCAAGGAUCAGUGACAUCGCAUCGCCAGGUGCGUUUCAGCGAGGUUCCCCAAGUGCACAGUGAUGACGAUAGCAACCAUGACGAUAGCGAUGACAGCGGAACAAUGUCCGAUUAUCAUGAGCAGAAAGUUCAGGAAGGACUAGAAACAGUGGAGUGGACAGAGGAUGACGAUAGUGCAGAUGCUGCCGAUUCAUCUGAUGACGAAUUCCAUCAAUUCAACCCGGGAUUGUAUGAUUUGCCGGCGUGGAGCAAUAACAAGCUUGCAACUAAGCAGCCUCGGUUAAUACAUCUCCUCGCCAUCAACUAUCUGGCUUUACUCAGCUUGGCAGAGCCUCUUCUAGCUUCAGACAUGUGCAAUAUGACGAAGGAGGGGUGGUUUCCGUACUUCAACGUUGACUAUCUCUUGGAGGAGCGCAUGGUGCUAUGGAACCACCAGUAUCUUCUAUUUCGAACGACGAAAGCACCAUGCCCUAAGUCGUUGUACAUGCUGGCACACGACAUAGCAAAGGCAAUUGACUUGCCACUGCCGCCAAUUGACCUUGGAGCGAUAGCCACUCGUUUCUUGCAGACUCUCCUCCUCCCUGCUCGCUUAGCACAAUGCUUUAAUCAAUUCCUCGUGUUGGCACCAUUACCCCAGCACCCUGUCGUUUCGGGACAGACCUACCAGCGAGCUUGGCGUGACACAAACCUGGAUUUGUGCUGUAUGGCAUCGCUGAUCGUAGUCAUUAAACUGAUCUAUGGACUGGAUGAUAUUCUUGAGUGGUUUCAGGCCGAGCAUAGCCAGCCCAUCCAAUGGAAUGUGUCUACGCAGACACCCGUCAAGCCAGAACAUCGUGACAUGAUCCCGAUUUGGCAAGAUUGGCUGGCCAUGUUCUCUGAGCGCUCCAGGGGCAUUUUCUCAACGCCCAGUGCACACCAACAGAGGCUGAAUAUUCGAACUCUUAUGAACAGUGACCGAGUGGUUGAGGAGCAGCGUGGGCAGUUCCUGAUGCGACCACCAUCACUGCAUUCCAGUAAAGAUGAAUACAACCUGCGCAAAGAUAUUUGCAAGACUCAUCGGCACACAUUCUUGAAAGCGGCCACGGGCAAUGAUAGAUCUUCCUAUGCGCCAUUGGCUCCGCAGCAUCUGAACGUAAACGCAGACGCGCCAGUCAUACCGGAACGGCCACGCAAAGUACAUGCCUUUCCUCUGAAGUUUCCUCUGGGACCUAGCGAGGACAGGACUCGAACUGCCGAUGAUUCCCAUCUCAACAUGUCGACUUGUCUGAGCUCUGGGGCAAACUAUGUACGAUUGAAACCGGCAGCGCAGCUCCACUACCACCAGUCGUUUGGUUAUCUGCUUGAUAUUUGUGCCGGUAUCAUUGACUGUAAUGUGACCACGCUGAAGCGACAGGUGUUCUUGGUCGAGUCUCGCGCUCUGCGCACAGCCAGUGCGGACAACCUUCACCUCCAUUUCGAGUGAUCAUCUUCUGGUGAUGGUCGGCCUUGAUCGUGCGGAAAGUCGAUCCUAACAUAGGUACAAUGCUGUGUACAUAACUACAGUAGUUUUACAUAGGUUUGUGU